Messenger RNA from Anopheles aquasalis, 1702 nucleotides. Its product is annotated as solute carrier family 2, facilitated glucose transporter member 2-like. The record is from RefSeq and is a predicted model, not a curated record. Gene Ontology annotation, molecular function: transmembrane transporter activity. Gene Ontology annotation, cellular component: membrane. Gene Ontology annotation, biological process: transmembrane transport. Lineage: Eukaryota; Metazoa; Arthropoda; Insecta; Diptera; Culicidae.
AACAAUUGUUCGCGCCCUUGGUCAGUACCAUUUGAGGCGUUCCGGGAGGCGCAAGUGUUCAGAUAAGUCGCGUGUCCAUUUUUUUUGCUACCAUUCACGCGGCUUCGUGGUGCUGCGACGACAUCUUUCUACGGCGUGUAGCUUUUUGGUGUACGGAUACUCAUCAGCGGGGCACAUUCGAAGAUGGGUUGCAGCGAGUGGCUGGAGAUGAACCAGAAGAACAAACCGCAAAGCAACGCGCUGGCUACAGGGAUACUGACACUGCUUACGACUGGUUCCUACCUUGCCGCAACAUUGUUCGAUUCCGGGUUAAGCCACCAAGAGUGGACAUUCGGUCGGUCGCAGCCGGCCAUUACGUUUACGCUACUUGUGUUCCACGUGACCGCGGUCGCCGGUUCCAUCGCCGCCUACCUGCUGCUCGAGCGGUACACCAAGAAGCAGAUUAACUAUGUCCUGGUCGCGUGCGUAACUGUCGCCAGUAUCGUGGGGAUUGCCGUUCCCAGUAACCUGAUCGCGGUCGCCUUUGGCCGUGGUCUGAUGGGAUUCGCCCAUGGGCUUGCCUACCCGGUGGUGCUGGUACACGGUGGUGAAAUCGUCGUGAAGGAACUGCGUGGUGUCAUAAUCGCCAGCGUUAACUUUUGCAUCGUCAGCGGAGUGAUGCUAGGUUCGGUGAUCAAUACCAUCACUCAAGAAGACAUUCCUCCGUAUCGAUUGUUGGGCAUUCUCGGACUGGUUUACAUGCUACUGUCCGUCUUUCUCAACUAUUUCCUGUGCUACGAAUCACCGGUGUUCCUGGUGGAACGGAAACUCGACGGUCAAGCGAUCCAGAGUAUGAUCAAGCUGCGAAACGAGUCGAACGAGACGUGGCAGAUUCGCAACGAGUUGACCGAAAUCAAAACGAUGCUUUCGGAGGACGAACUUACGUCACGAUCGAUCCUGCAAGACGGUAACCUCCGGCCACUGGUGUUGAUCGCGCUGGGGAAGCUAGCGGCCGUCCUGUCCUUCAACUAUGCCGUCAACUCCAUCAAGUACAUCGUGAUCGAUCAGGCACUGGCCCAGGAUUACGAUACCUUCAGCCUAGCGACGACCAUUUUGAUGACGAUUCGAUUACUCGGCGGAAUGGUCGGUAUGUUCAUCGUGGAUGUACUCGGUCGCCGAGCUCUGGCUGCAGUUUCAUCGUUAUCCACCGGGCUACUGUUGGCCGCCAUUGGUAUCACCUAUCUCGCGACAGACUCCCUGUCCAGUGAGGUGGCGAUGGUGUUUCUUUUCGCCUGUGAAGUGGGCUCAUCGCUCGGUCUUACCUUUGUUCCGGAUGUGCUCUGUUCGGAGGCAUUCAAUACACGGAAGAAGCUGUUCUCGAUUGUUGUGGUACAGCUGGUGGAAAAUGUACUUCAGGUCAUCAUUUUUGCCAUUACGUUCGAGUGGAAUUUUGCGGUUCAGGAUCGUUACGGUGGAACGUUGUUGGUGGCCGGUGUGCCGCUGGUGGCCAUCGCUUACGUGCUGUACCAGAAGCUGCCCGAAACGUCCAAGAUGUCGAUUCGGCAAGCGCGUAUCGAGUUUUACAAACGGGACGGGAUAGUGUUCGGUGGCAGCAAGAACUCUGUUGAAGUGUUGUACGACUGAUCAGUGGCUGGAGCGGGACAGUAACGUCCUUUAGUAUUUAUGUAAAUAAUAAAGUAAUUAUAUUUAUUCAACCCCCCCC